AUGUUGCAGGCAUUUCUUGCAUGUGCCCCAUGAGUAACUAAGGUGAAGGGGUGAUGGAGGACAAUGCUUGGACCAUUCAGCAGCGAGAGCAACAGGCUGUGGAUGCCUAUUGUCAGAAGCAUGGCAUCGAGCAAUUUAUGGAGGAGCUGGUCUCGGAGUAUCUCUCUGAGCGGCCCAAGGACCUGACGCCGAAAGAGUUCUUUGCUCAAAAGCUCAGGACGCAGCUUGGGGAUGAGGUGAGCCCGACGGGCCAGGUGCCCAGCUCCGCUCGGCAGCUCUUUGAGGCCACGAAGAAGAUCAUGUCCGAGAUUGUUCCAAAGGAGACGAUCCGGGUGAUCAUCGAAGAAAGCCUGAAGCUUUUGAGCUGCGACCGUAUCUCGCUGUUCGUCUUCGACAAGCGACUCGAAAUGCUGGUGCUCAACGCCUCCAACUUAGAGCAGCCCAUCCGCGUGAGGCCUGGGCAAGGCAUUGCGGGCAAAGUCUUCAGAAGUGGGCAGAUGGUGAAUAUCGCCGACUGCUAUAGUGAUCCUCAAUUUGAUCAGUCCUUCGACAAGGAAUCUGGGUACAGGACGCAGAGCCUGCUGGCCAUUCCCAUCGUGGACUUCGGAGGGACUCUGCUGGGAGUGAUUCAGGCCAUCAACAAGCUUGGUGACGCAGGGAAGAGCUUUGGUCCCACAGAUGAGAUCCUUUUGGGCAAUCUGGCAGACCAGGUGUCCGUCGCGCUUCAAAACGCGGAGUUCUACCGCGCAGCGAUCGUGUCCAGCGAAAGAGCCACUGCCUUGUUGCAGAUGAUGCAAUUCAUGACCCAAGAUUUGGGUGCUCAGUCUUUGAUGCUGUCUGUGGCAACUCAUGCCAGCGAACUGGUUCGAGCAGAUCGCUGCACCGUCUUUCUGGUGGAUGACAGGGCUGGCGAGCUGAUCUCGAUUGCAAAUGAGUCAGGCCAGGAAAUCAGGCUGCCCAAGUCAUAUGGCAUCGCCGGCGAAUGUGCGUCGCAGAACAAGCUGAUCGUCAUUGACGACGCGUACGAAGAUGCACGCUUUGAUCCCGAGUCAGACAAAGGCUACCGAACUCGGAGCAUCAUCGCCGUGCCGGUGAAGCGGCCACCUGCAAAGGAUUCGGUGUGCGCCGUCAUUCAAAUGCGAAUUUGCUCAGGAUCAACAAGCAAGACUUCGACGAUGAGAUCGGAAGGUUUGAUGAAGAGGACGUCCAGGUGCUCGAGACGCUCGCCACCUUUGUGGCAACGCAGCUGGCGGAGUCCACGUUGCUCGUGUCCGCAGCCAAGCAUGGGAAGGGGCAUGAUACCCUUGAAGCCAUGCCUGAGCACGUACCGGAGCACAGAGGAAGCUUUCGUAGCCCCAGGCAUAACGAUGCCACCAUGAAGGCAGUGAUUGAGGAGGAAGAGGAGGAAGACUGAGCGGGCAACAGUUCCUGUGGGGCCUGCAAUUUUUUGCUUGCGCUCGCUUGGCCACAUUUCACCAGAGCUGCUGCAACAUGCGGGAGCCCAUGGCUAGCGACCAACAA
Molecule: messenger RNA, 1521 nt
Organism: Effrenium voratum
Lineage: Eukaryota; Dinophyceae; Suessiales; Symbiodiniaceae
Source: the annotation of a GenBank genome assembly